AUUUCACUCUCGUCGACCCUGGCGGAGCCGCGACCUCACCUUCUUUUCUUGUCGCGCGCUGGUCUCGCCGUCACUCAAUGCUUCGGCUCCCCGUUCUGACUUUCUCCUGGACCGAAUUGCCCUGAGCGGCACUGCCCUCCGGCAUGAGCGGCCGCCCGCCUCCUGGAGGCUCUUCGAGCGGCGCCCGAAACGACCUCCUCCUCGAUCUCGACAAUGACCAGCCCCUCUACAGCGCCGGGCAACGCUCGGCCCUGACGGACGAUGACCUCCUCCACUCUUACGCCUACGAUCAGGAUGGUGCGCCAUCGCGGCCCUCCGUCUCAUACGACGAUUUCGUCGGCUCCGGCCAACAAAGGCAACACGCGGCAAGACCCGCUCCGGCCGGAUCCUCUAGUUCUGCAUCGCGCCAGGCUGGCCCCUACGGCUCAGAGAUGGGAAGACAGUACAGCCAAACGUCAGACCUUGGCAACUACCAAAGAUAUGCAGAUGACUUCGACGACUACCCGGAUGACACUGGCUCGUACUACCAGCAUGGCGGCUCUCCUGCGGCCGGGGUUGGCUCGACGUCGGCGCGGGGAGAAGCGAGGAAACGGAACAGCGUCUUGGGCUUGGGUGGUGGCUUUUUCGGGAGAAUGAAGAACAGGCUAGGGAUGGGGCAAGGGUACUCCGAGAUGGACCUUCCACUAACUGAGUCGCGCGCGGGAGGCGGGGCAGACGGCGCCGAAGUACCACCGCCGAAGGAGAAGAAGUUCGACAUGGGCAACUUCAAGUUCGGGUUCGGGCGGUCGAAGCCGGAUCCAUCCACUCUCGGACCGCGAAUCAUCCACCUCAACAACCCUCCCGCGAAUGCUGCUAACAAGUAUGUGGACAACCACAUCUCUACAGCCAAGUACAACAUCGCGACGUUCCUUCCCAAGUUUCUCUUCGAGCAGUUCUCAAAAUUCGCCAACAUCUUCUUCUUGUUCACGGCUGGCUUGCAGCAGAUCCCCGGGCUUUCGCCCACAAACCAAUACACCACCAUCGGUCCGCUUAUCGUCGUGCUUUUGGUGUCGGCGGGUAAGGAGUUGGUGGAGGAUUAUCGACGGAAGCAGGCUGAUAAGGCCCUCAACAUGUCAAAAGCUCGGGUCUUACGAGGCUCCACGUUCACCGAGACGAAAUGGAUCAAUGUUGCCGUGGGCGAUAUUGUCCGUGUCGAGUCUGAGGAGCCAUUCCCCGCCGAUCUCGUCCUUCUGGCCAGCUCUGAGCCCGAGGGCCUGUGCUACAUCGAGACGGCCAAUCUUGACGGGGAAACCAACCUCAAGAUCAAGCAGGCGCUGCCCGAGACCUCGUCCAUGGUGAGCUCAACUGAGCUGAGCCGGCUGGGCGGUAGGCUCCGGUCCGAACAACCGAACAGCAGCUUGUACACAUACGAGGCUACCUUGACCAUGCAGGCGGGCGGGGGAGAAAAGGAACUGCCCCUGAACCCGGAGCAGCUGUUGCUUCGCGGCGCCACCUUGCGAAACACCCCCUGGGUCCACGGCGUUGUCGUCUUCACCGGCCAUGAGACUAAACUGAUGAGAAAUGCGACGGCAGCUCCUAUCAAGCGGACCAAAGUGGAGAGGCAGCUCAACAAGCUUGUUCUGGUGCUGGUGGGCAUGUUGCUGGUUCUGAGUGUCAUCUCGACAGUCGGCGACCUGGUGAUGCGCAGUACUAUGGGCAAUUCGCUCUCCUAUCUCGCCCUCGACAGCAUGAGCGGUGCCGCGGCCGUGGCACGCAUCUUUAUCAAAGACAUGGUCACAUACUGGGUGCUCUUCUCAUCGCUGGUUCCCAUCUCGCUUUUUGUUACGCUUGAACUAAUCAAGUACUGGCACGGCAUCCUGAUCAAUGACGACCUGGACAUCUACUACGAAACUACUGACACGCCCGCCAACUGUCGCACUUCCAGCUUAGUAGAGGAGUUGGGCAUGGUCGAAUAUGUCUUCUCGGACAAGACAGGGACGCUGACCUGCAACCAGAUGGAGUUCAAGGCAUGCUCGAUUGCAGGCAUCAUGUACGCCGAGACGGUGCCUGAGGACCGCGUCCCGACCAUUGAGGAUGGCGUCGAGGUUGGCAUUCACGAGUUCAAACAGUUGAAGGCGAACAUCAAAGGCCACCCGACCGCCCAAGCCAUCGACCACUUCCUUACAUUGCUUUCUACGUGUCACACGGUGAUCCCGGAGCAGACCGAGACGGGAGGCAUCAAGUACCAGGCCGCCUCUCCCGACGAGGGAGCGCUUGUCGAAGGGGCCGUCCAGUUGGGUUACAAGUUUGUAGCUCGCAAGCCCCGUGCCGUCAUCAUCGAGGCCGGCGGCGAGCAAUUCGAGUACGAGCUUCUGGCGGUUUGCGAGUUCAACUCGACCCGGAAGCGAAUGUCGACCAUCUACCGCUGUCCCGACGGCAAAGUUCGGUGCUACUGCAAGGGCGCAGAUACGGUCAUCCUAGAGCGCCUAAACGACAACAACCCUCAUGUCGAUGUUACGCUCCGUCACCUGGAAGAAUACGCGUCGGAAGGGUUGCGGACGCUCUGCUUAGCCAUGCGCGAGAUACCGGAACAGGAGUUCCAGGAGUGGUAUCAGGUUUACGACAAGGCGCAGACGACUGUUGGUGGAACGCGCGCCCAGGAGCUGGACAAGGCUGCCGAGCUCAUCGAGCACGAUUUCUACCUUCUCGGUGCCACCGCCAUCGAGGAUCGGCUGCAGGACGGCGUGCCCGAGACCAUCCACACGCUUCAGGAGGCGGGCAUCAAGGUCUGGGUCCUAACUGGCGACAGGCAGGAGACUGCCAUCAACAUCGGCAUGAGUUGUAAGCUUCUCAGCGAAGACAUGAUGCUCCUCAUCGUCAACGAGGAGAAUGCGGAAGCAACGCGCGACAACAUUCAGAAGAAGCUGGACGCCAUCCGAAACCAGGGCGAUGGCACGAUCGAGAUGGGCACUCUGGCGCUUAUCAUCGACGGGAAAUCGCUGACGUAUGCCCUGGAGAAAGACCUGGAGAAGCUCUUCCUUGACCUCGCCGUCAUGUGCAAGGCCGUCAUCUGCUGCCGUGUUUCCCCAUUGCAGAAGGCCAUGGUGGUCAAGCUAGUCAAGAAGUACCAGAAGGAGUCCAUCCUCCUCGCCAUUGGUGACGGUGCGAACGACGUCUCAAUGAUCCAGGCCGCCCACAUCGGAAUCGGCAUCAGCGGGAUGGAGGGUCUGCAGGCCGCGCGGAGCGCGGAUGUCUCGAUUGCCCAGUUCCGCUACCUCCGCAAGCUGCUCCUUGUCCAUGGCGCAUGGAGCUACCAUCGUGUUGCCAAGGCGAUUUUGUUUUCCUUCUACAAGAACAUCACACUUUAUCUCACGCAGUUCUGGUACGUCUUCCAAAACGUCUUCUCCGGCGAAGUCAUCUACGAGUCCUGGACGCUGUCCUUCUACAACGUCUUUUAUACCGUCUUGCCCCCGCUCGCCCUAGGUAUCCUCGACCAAUUCGUAUCGGCCCGCCUGCUCGACCGCUAUCCUCAACUCUACUCGCUCGGCCAGACCAAUGCCUUCUUCAAGGUCAAGGUCUUUUCCUCCUGGAUCCUCACCGCCGUCUAUCACUCUAUCAUCCUCUACGUCGGCGGCUCCCUGUUCUACAUCUAUGACGGUGUCCAGAGCGACAGCGUCCCAGCGGGCAAGUGGGUCUGGGGCACGGCCAUGUACGGCGCGGUCCUGUUGACCGUCCUGGGCAAGGCCUCGCUCGUCACAAACAACUGGACCAAAUACCACGUCAUUGCCAUCCCCGGCAGCAUGGCCAUCUGGAUCGUGUUUGUCGCCGUCUACGGCACCGUCGCGCCCAAGCUGGGCUUCUCGACCGAAUACUUUGGUGUCGUGCCCCGGCUAUUCACGAGCCCGUCCUUCUGGCUCCAGAUGCCCACGCUGGCGAUUCUCUGUCUGGCGCGGGAUUUUACCUGGAAGUUUAGCAAGAGGCUGUGGCGGCCCGAGCCGUACCACCAUGUGCAGGAGAUCCAGAAGUACAACAUCCAGGAUUACCGGCCUCGGAUGGAGCAAUUCCAGAAGGCCAUCCGCAAGGUCAGGCAGGUACAGCGCAUGCGCAAGCAGCGUGGGUACGCCUUCUCGCAGGCGGAUGAGUCGCAGACGAGGGUGCUGCAGGCGUAUGACACGACCCAGCAUCGGGGUAGGUAUGGUGAAAUGGCUAGUUCGAGGCCGCUACACUAGGUCGACAUCGUGCUUGGUUUUGGUCAGAGCAUAUCCAUCCUUCUUGGUUCUUUUAAUGAUUACUACGACGGACGGAAGGUGUGUGGAUGGAGUACCUAGGAGGGUGAAAAGGGAUGGUUCCUCUUUACCAGAUGGGUUGCCGUUGUUGUUGUUGCUUGAUGUAUGUUGGGUAUUU
Molecule: messenger RNA, 4383 nt
Organism: Chaetomium strumarium
Lineage: Eukaryota; Fungi; Ascomycota; Sordariomycetes; Sordariales; Chaetomiaceae
Exons: 3
Coding region: 144-4208 (1354 amino acids)
Biological process (GO): endocytic recycling; phospholipid translocation; post-Golgi vesicle-mediated transport
Cellular component (GO): plasma membrane
Molecular function (GO): ATPase-coupled intramembrane lipid carrier activity; magnesium ion binding; ATP hydrolysis activity
Source: RefSeq, a predicted model, not a curated record